Cercopithifilaria johnstoni is the source of this 1122-nucleotide messenger RNA. NCBI's taxonomy places the organism in Eukaryota, Metazoa, Nematoda, Chromadorea, Rhabditida, Onchocercidae. The record is from the annotation of a GenBank genome assembly.
AUGCAAUCAUUUAUAAUGAUAUUCUUAUGGAUGAGUUAUUGCUUCGUGUCAUGUACUGAGCCGGCGAUCGAUAAUAUCCGAGUCCGAAAUGGGAUCAGAAAAUUACAACAUCAUUCCAGAAAUAAUGUAAAUGAUAAGACAAAAUGGCGACAAUUGAUAACUGGUGAAAUUGGUAGGAUAGUUGCUGAUCAGAUGUUUGGGUGUAAACGCUGCAACCAGUCAAUGCAAAUAAUGCAUGCACCUUAUCUACAUAUUUCAUCAUCAGAUGUUAUUGCUCCUUUUUAUGGCACUGAUAGGAGUAGUAGACAUAGUGUUGGUAAAAUUAAUGGGAUUAGUAUACCGUGGAAACGUAUGAUGAAGUUCCCAAAGACGCGAGUUGAAUAUAGACCAAAAGGAUUCAAAACAAGAGUUAAUGGUAAUUCAAAUGAAGUUGCUUUCGCUCCAAAUGUUAGCAAAUUAAAUUCAACCCAUUUAUCUCCUUAUCAGCAACAACGACAGCAUAACAUUUAUAAGAAACAAUUUCAAACUCCAGUUUCCUUUUCCUCAUCUCGAACACAAGGACAUGAUGCAGUGAAACCAUCACUUUACUACAAUCCUUGGGAUCCAUUCGGACUACUUAAUAAUCCGUUCUGGAAGUCAAUUUUUCCAAAUCUUUUUGCUCCACAACCACAGUUAUUGGUUUCAACUACAUUAAAACCUGCUCGAGGUGUUAAUUUGCAAGAAAGGUUAAAGUUACCGACGAAAUCCUCCAUAUCACCAAACCAAAAACUCGGUCUAUGCUGCAGAAAACAAAAGCUUUCAACAUCAUGCCAAAAUUUAUGCAAUUACGAUACAUUCACUGACCGAUCGCUUGUAUCCGCGGUGAUAACGAAUCAAUGUCCCGGUUAUGAGCUUGAAUCGGCUUUCAAUUGUGCCACUUCUGGGGCUGAUCAUUCCGCUUGUUGCAAGAAAAAUGGUAUCGGUGAGUACAGGAAUGGUUAUUGCAUGGUAUUUUGUACGACACAUCUUGGUAUGCCACACAAUACAUUGAAAUACAUCGAUUGUCUAAAAGUUUUUGAUCGCAUUAAAAAUUGCUAUAGAGAGUAUCAUGUAGUAAAUCCGAAUAUUUAUGGUGAUUUAUGA